This is a messenger RNA of Eleginops maclovinus (Patagonian blennie), 9852 nucleotides long. It is a transcript of the gene kat6a, whose product is annotated as K(lysine) acetyltransferase 6A. Gene Ontology annotation, molecular function: transcription coregulator activity; DNA binding; histone acetyltransferase activity. Gene Ontology annotation, cellular component: MOZ/MORF histone acetyltransferase complex; chromatin; nucleosome. Lineage: Eukaryota; Metazoa; Chordata; Actinopteri; Perciformes; Eleginopidae. Gene Ontology annotation, biological process: positive regulation of transcription by RNA polymerase II; nucleosome assembly; negative regulation of DNA-templated transcription. The record is from RefSeq and is a predicted model, not a curated record.
CCUGUUUCACUCAAAGAUGGCGUCGGCUCUAGAACCCCUGCUCUGUGGCUGCAUUUUUUAGCCUUGUUGUUGUCUCCAUUACGCACGGUUUUUGGCACCUUCUCCACGGCGGUUGGACUCUGAAUUCCCGGGUUUGUCAGCUACUGAAGUGCAAUAGGCGUGAAGGUGAUCAGUCGUGGCUGCUCCCUGGGGUGAGAUAUCUGUUCCGUCCCAGAGCUGAGAAGCCCAGACUGCUCGAAGAGUAAAAGUCAGCGAGAAACGACAACGAGGAAACGUGGAUGCAAUCGUGUGGACUGUUAUAAUCUACAGAGUGCAUUGCCCUCAUCGUAAUCAUUGAAACACUAAUUUCAUGUCCUGGAUACCAUGAUCUACUUUUCCAACUUGCAUUGAGAAUCGGUGGCAGGAAACUAACCAGUCAGGUUUUAUUGUCUUUGUAAAGGUGUUUUGCAAAAAGAGAGAACACCAACAUUUCAGAGCACUUAUCACCAAGAUCUACUCUACCCUUCAUUGUGUGCUGUGGGAGUUUACGUGGCUAAUAGACCUGCAACUUCCUCCACUCCCCCUGCCUCUCGCCAGGGACCUUCACCUGGCUGGGAGUGGGUGGUGAGUGGACAGCAUUUUACCGGGUGGAGGGUUGGCUCGGGGGGUUUGUGCUAUGGUCAGCUGCUCAUCACCGUGUUGCUCAUACUCAGCCUCUGAGGGACUCUCUGUGCGACCCCAGGACAAGGGAUAGUACGCAGACAGAGGGCAAAGAGAAGGAGGAGGCGGCGCUACGGCGCAGGCCAGGAGUUUCCUUCGCUUACAGUUCCUUUUUUGUGUUUGGGUCAUUGCGGUGAGGCUUCAGGGCCCCUGCACACACCCUGACUGCAACCAUGGUGAAACUGGCCAAUCCAAUGUACACCCAAUGGAUCCUAGAGGCCAUAAAGAAAGUGAAAAAGCAGAAGCAGCGACCAUCCGAGGAGCGCAUUUGCAAUGCAGUCAACAUGUCCCAUGGUUUGGACCGCAAAACUGUUUUGGAGCAGUUGGAGCUUAGCGUCAAGGAUGGUACCAUCCUUAAGGUCACAAACAAAGGUCUCAACUCCUACAAGGACCCUGACAACCCUGGGCGAUUGGCCCUGCCCAAGCCCAAAGGUGGUGGCAGCUCUGGAGGAGGAGGAGGAGGAGGUGGAAGUGGAAGCAGCAGCAGCGGCGGCGGUGGUGGUGGUGGUGGUGGUUGUGGUGGUGGUGUUGGUGCUGGUGGUGGUGGUGGUAGUAGUAGUUCUCACUCCUAUUCGGGGAAGAAACCAGGACUCGACUGGAACAAGUUGAUCAAGCGAGCACUGGAGGGGCUCCAUGAGCCAGGCGGCUCCUGCUUAAAGAACAUUGAGCGCUUUCUCAAGUGCCAGGCUGAUGUGGCGGCCUACCUUUCAGGCAGUGGCUCCAUGGGGCCCGGCAUCUUCCACCAGCAGCUGAGGGUGGCCCUGAAGAGGGCAGUGGCCCAUGGACGCGUGGCCAAGCAGGGUCCUAUGUUCCAGCUCAUCAGCCGCAGCAGCUCCCUAGAUGACGGGACCGGGACGGUGUCUCUGGAGUCACUGGCUCCUGUCCGGUUGUUACCUCAUGAGAAAGACAAGCCGGUGGCCGAGCCCAUCCCUAUCUGCAGCUUCUGCUUAGGGACCAAGGAGCAGAACCGCGACAAGAGGCCGGAGGAGCUCAUCUCCUGCGCCGACUGUGGCAACAGUGGCCACCCGUCCUGUCUCAAGUUCUCCCCAGAGCUCACAGCACGAGUCAAGGCUCUGUGGUGGCAGUGCAUCGAAUGCAAGACUUGCAGCAGCUGUCAGGAUCAAGGCAAGAAUGCGGACAACAUGUUGUUUUGCGACUCCUGUGACCGGGGCUUCCACAUGGAGUGCUGCGAUCCUCCCCUCACGCGGAUGCCCAAAGGCAUGUGGAUUUGUCAAAUCUGCCAGCCCAGGAAAAAGGGAAAGAAGCUGUUACAUGAAAAGGCAGCACAAAUCAAACGGCGCUACAACGCACCGCUGGGCCGGCCCAAGAACAGGCCGGGCCGGCCCUUUAAGAAGCUCGGCGGGCGCGGUCGGAGGAAGCGCUCGGCCUCGGCAAACUCGUCCUCCAGCUCCUCCUGUGAGGGUUACCCUGGAGACGACCGGCUGCUGUUUUCGAUGCGGGACGACGACGACAUGUCGCAGGGCAGCCUGCGCUUCAACAACAAGACCAAGGGCCUCAUCGACGCCCUCACAAAGUUCUUCACCCCGUCGCCCGAGGGCCGCAAGGCACGGCAGGAAGUGGUGGACUAUUCACAGCAGUGCCGCAUCCGGAAGAAAGCGUGUCGCAAAGGAGAAGGAGACGACCGAGGAGACAAUCAGGAAGGCAGCGACUGGCGUGACGAGGAUGAGAAACUCCCCGGCCACGAGAACCUGACGGAAAAAGACAUCGAACUGUUCAGACACAUCCAGGAGCUCGCUCUGCAGAAAGUGGGAGUGACGGGGCCACCAGACCCUCAGAUGCGAUGUCCGUCAGUCAUCGAAUUUGGAAAGUUUGAAAUCCAGACGUGGUACUCAUCCCCCUACCCCCAGGAGUACAGCAGACUACCGAAGCUCUACCUGUGCGAGUUCUGCCUGCGCUACAUGAAGAGCCGCAGCAUCCUCUACCAGCACAUGAAGAAGUGCAGCUGGUUCCACCCGCCCGCCAACGAGAUCUACAGGAAGGACGACGUCUCUGUCUACGAGGUCGAUGGGAACGUGAGCACAAUCUACUGUCAGAACCUGUGUCUGCUGGCCAAGUUGUUCCUGGACCACAAGACCCUGUACUACGACGUGGAGCCCUUCCUGUUCUACGUCCUGACCCACAACGACAGCAAAGGCUGCCACCUCGUCGGAUAUUUCUCCAAGGAGAAGCACUGUCAACAGAAAUACAACGUGUCAUGCAUCAUGAUUCUUCCUCAGUACCAGCGCCAGGGCUACGGGCGCUUCCUCAUCGACUUCAGUUACUUAUUGUCAAAGCGUGAGGGUCAACCCGGCUCCCCAGAGAAGCCUCUGUCGGAUCUGGGCAGGCUGUCCUACAUGGCGUACUGGCGCAGCGUGGUGCUGGAGUGUCUCCACGAGGUCCGCGACCGGCAGAUCACCAUACGGCAGCUCAGCAAACUCACAGGGAUCUGCCCGCAGGACAUCACCACCACCUUGCACAGCCUCAACAUGCUGGAGCAGCGGGGGGACAGGCUGGUCCUGGUGCGGCGGGAGAAGCUGGUCUCGAACCACAUGAACCGCCUGAAGGCCCGGCCGCGGCAGAUGGACGUCGACCCCGACAGUCUACGCUGGACCCCCGUCAUCGUCACCAACACGGUGGUGUCUGACGGAGACGACGACGAUGAGGACGAGGAGGAGGAGGAGGAGGAAGAGCCAGAGGAGGACAAACGCAAAGAGAUCAAACCCAGUCACAAGGUCCCCCCCCUGUCCUGGCACAUGCGGCAGGCGAAGAAGAGGCUGGAGGAGGACGAAGACGAGGAGGAGGAAGAGGAAAGAAAAGGCUUCCCGGGGUUUCCUCUCAGCCAAAGCUCUCCGCCCUCUCCUCCACCCCGCUGUCCGCCCUCUGCGCCAGAGCAGCUACGCCCGUCUCCCCCAGCCAACGGAGAGCGGAGACCACGGGGGCGCCCGCCAAAGAACUGGCCCUGGGGUAAGGUGAAGGACAGCCCGCGGGCAGGACGGCCUCCUAAGAUCCGCCCGGUGGAGGAUGAAGACGACGAUGAAGACGAGGAGAGGACGGAGGGAGGGAAACAUCCCGGCUCUGCCAGCAGCCCUCCCUCCCUUUUCUCCCUGGACAGACAGGAGUCCACCACCUUUCACUCGCUGGACAUGGCCCGGCACCCCUCCAUAACCCCCACACGCAGAGGGCGGCCCCCAAGGAAAAAGAGGGGCCCUAAGCCCAGACUAAUAGACGGGCCUGAAGGGCUGCUUCCUAUGGGGGCCGUCAGGAAGAGCAGCUUCAGCGAGAGCAGUGAAGAUGAGGAGGAGGAUGAAGACGAGGAUGAAGAUGAUGAUGAUGAUGAUGAGAGGAGGGCGUGCUCCCCCCCCACUCUCACCAAGCCCACCAUGUCGCUCAAAUGCAAGAAGCCACUGAGGAAGCGUCGUUUUCGGCAGCGCAGCCACCCUCACAGCAGCGUGGUGACGGAGACCAUCUCUGAGACCACCGAGGUGUUGGACGAGCCCUUCAUCGACUCCGACUCGGAGAGGCCGAUGCCCCGGCUGGAGGAGGAGACGCCGCUCGGACACCAGCUGCACCGAUACCCCCCCAGCCGCUCCGCCCUGAGGCUUUCCGACCCCGCACCCAAGAGGGGCCGACACUCCCACCUCACAGACUCAGAGGAAGAUGAGCUGACGCCAGUGCUGAAGCCUGUGGCCGCUGCAAGCCGCUCCAUCCGAGACGCUGUUGGUCAACCCCGAGGUCCGGUGAAGAAGAAGAAAGGCUGGCCCAAAGGAAAGAGCCGCAAACCGCUGCAGUGGAAGAAACAAGGGCCGAAAAAACCCCCCGCAGCUGGAGAAGGACUGGCCCAGAGCGGAGAUCCGCCACCUCCCAAAAUCAAGAUGAAGCCUGGCAAGCCCCGGAGCUGGUACCUGCAGCGGGCCCAGGAGGCGCAGAGGCAGGAGCAGGAGAGGCAGAGGCUGGGUCCGGAGCUGGAAAAGGAGCCUCAGCUGCUGAAGAGCAGAACUGACAGCAAGCAGAAGGACUCGGAUGACGAGGAGGACUACCUUCCCAAGCCUGUGGAGCAAAAAGUGCCCAGGAAGAGAGGAAGACCACCCAAGAUUCGCUGCCAGCCUCCACAGCCCGCCCCCAAACCGCUUCCCACCUCCGAGCCAGAGGAGGAAGAGGACGAGGAGGAAGAGGAGGAGACUGAACCAACCUGGGAGGAAGACAAACCCAGCUGUCCUCCCUCCCGCCCCCUGCUGUCCCCGUCAUCCUCCUCUUCCACAUCAGGGCCCCGGGCACCACAGUCCCGGCCUCAGGAUGCAGACAUGGCCGACAGGGAGGAGGAUGAUGACGAAGAGGAGCGGGAGGAAGAGGAAUGCGGGAGCACAGCCAGCGGCAGCGUGAGCAGACGACCCGCCGUCACCCCGGGGUCAGGGAGCAGACGCAGCGAGGACCACGACGCAGACGAUGAAGGGGACGGACACCUGGAGGACAAGAGCAACGGCAGCAGCAGCAAGAAGAGGAAGAGUCAGGACUCUGAAGAAGAGGAGGAGGAUGAAGACGAGGAGGAGGAGCCGGCUUCCCGUGCCAGCUCCCCGCCGGUCAAAGAGGAGCCCCAAGGCGGAGAGGCUUUUUUAGACAUGGAGAACAGCGUGGCCCGCGACUAUGUCAGCAAGCAGGAGGAGGAAGAAGAGGAGGAGGAGGAGGAGGAGGAGGCUGAGGAGGAAGGGCAGGAGGUCAAGACUCGGCCCUCAUCAGCCGACCCGCAGCAGGAGGAGCGUCGACGCCGAGAGCAGGAGGAGUCGGCAGCAGCGGCCGCAGCCGUGGAGACCGUCACAGCUUUGUCGGACCCCGCCGAGCCCAUGGAGCUGCAGCCGCUGCACCCGGAGGACAAAGACGCGCUGCUGAUGGAGCCCCAACACCCCCACCCGCACUCCCACCCCACCCAGCACUCCGACUUCAAAGAGGAGCUGGGCCACCAUCACCAACACCACCCCCACCACCACUCCAACGAGCUGGACCUGGAGACCAUGCAGGCCGUGCAGUCCCUGACGCAGGGGGAGGCACAGGACGAGGAGGCGGAGCCACAGCCGCACCACGGGGCCUACCAGGACUGUGAGGAGACCCUGGCCGCCUGCCGGACCCUGCAGAGCUACAGCCACGCGGGGGAGGCGGAGGAAGAGGCUCUGGCGUUGGUGGAAGACUGCGGGCCGUCCCAGCACAGCAGCCCGCUCCCUAACCCUCCCGCGCCGCCGCUGCCCAGUCAGUCUGUGCGCUCUGUGAACAGCCCGGGGUUGACCUCCGGGAUCAUGGACGCGACUCCCACCGGGCCGAGGGGAGGCACCCCCGGCCCCACCGGGGGCGGAGCAGGGGGAGCCGGAGGAGGCUAUAACCAGAUCACGCCGGAGCACCCCAGCUCUCUGUCGGCCCCCUCCCAGCAGAACAUGGAGACUUCGCCGAUGAUGGACGUGCCCUCGGUGUCGGACCACUCUCAGCAGGUGGUGGACAGCGGCUUCAGCGACCUGGGCAGCAUCGAGAGCACGACGGAGAACUACGACAACCCCAGCAGCUACGACUCCUCCAUGGGCGGGACGGGGGGCGGAGGGGGGAUGUCGGCCGUAGUCGGAGGAGCUUCCACAGCUUCCUCGACGUCGGCCUCCUCUUCUUCCAACUCGGCGACCCCGUCCUCCUCACAGUCCAACAUCUGCUCCUUCGCCCCCGCCACCAGCCUCACCUCCUCCACAGGAGGCGGGGGGGCCCAGCAUGGGAUGGGCAGCUGCAGCCUCAUCCAGCAGACCGGGCCCAACAGUGGACCUGGAGCCGGUAGUGUGGGCGGUGCCGUGCCGCAGCCCCCGCCUCCUCCACCACCGUCCAACACCCCCAACUGCGGCAUUAAGUCUCCUCAGAGCUGUGUGAUCGAACGCCCCCCCAGCACCAACCACCAGCAGCAGAAGAAGGUUUCUCAGCAGCAGCAAGCCCCCAACCCCCCACCGUCCGCUCCAACACCACAACAACAACAGCAGCAGCAACAGCAGCAGCAACAACAACAGCAGCAGCAACAACAACAACAACAGCAUCAACAGCAACAGCAGCAACAUCAACAACAGCAACAACAACAGCAGCAGCAGCAGCAAGCCCUGUCUCAGUGCAGCAUGGGCAAUGGCUUUGCCUCCACCCCCAUGAUCAUGGAAAUCCCUGAGAGCGGAGGCGGGGGCGGGGGCCGCACCCUGUAUGAGCGCAUGGGUCAGGACUUUGGCACGGGGGGGUACCCCCAGCCCUCCGCCACCUUCAGCCUGGCCAAACUGCAGCAGCUCACCAACACCAUCAUGGACCCCCACGCCAUGCCCUACUCUCACUCGGCCUCCGUCACCUCAUACGCCACUAGCGUGUCCCUCUCCAACCCCGGGCUGGCCCCGUCCCCCCACGCCCCUCUCUCUCAGGGCCAGCCCACCAUGACGCCCCCCCCUAACCUCAGCUCCGGCUCCAUGAACCUGGGCUCGCUGCAGCUUCAGUGCAACAUGCCCACGGCCAACCUGGGGCUGGGGCCCCCGCCGCACACGCAGCGGCUGCAGGGCCAGAUGGCAACCGUCAAGGGCCACAUCUCCAUCCGCUCCAAAGCCACGCAGCAGCUGGCCCCAGCCCCCCACCAGCAGCAGCUGUACGGCCGCAGCUCGGGGCCCGUGGCCAUGCAGGGCACGCCGCGCACCCUGGCCGUGCAGCGCGGCAUGAUGCCCAACCUCAUGCCCACGCCAGCGGCGUACAACUCCAUGAACAUGCCGCUGAACGCCAUGUCGGCCGGGUACCGGAUGCCCCAGCCCAUGAUGAACAGCGGCUACCACGGCAACCCCCCUUACAUGAACCAGCCGGCGCAGUACCCCAUGCAGAUGCAGAUGGGCAUGAUGGGCGGGCAGGGAUACCCGCAGCAGCCCAUGCAGCCCAAUCACCAUGGCAACAUGAUGUAUACAGGCCCCACCCACCACAGCUACGCCGGCGUCCCCAAACAGUCGCCGUACAUGAGCAGAUGAGCAGCAGAGAAGUGGGGAACAUGAUGCUCGCUGAACUCUACAUGUCCAAAUUUCUCCUGUUCCCCUCUCCGGGGCCCCUGCAGGCGCCGGGGGGGAGGAGGUGACGGAGACACAGAGGGUCUUUGGGUUUCCUGUUAUUCUACGUUGUCAUUUUGUCCAUUUUUGUUUGGGCUCCCCUCCCCCUCCUAGCAAGCAAGUGGCUUGGGCUCCCGGUUCAGUGGGGUGUGUGUACAUGGACCUUCUGCUGCAGGCCCACACACUCCUCUGUCAUGUGAAUUUAACACAGGCUCAGGAGAGCAGGGGGGGGGGGCAGGAAGAAACACGAAGAAAGACAAUACAGGAGAACCUUGCCUCUUCAGACUGCGAAUGAAAAACAGUGGUUUACUGAAUAUAUCCAACCAUGCACACUCUUUUAAUUGAUAUAGGAAGCCUUACCUUGGAAAAAAAGAGACUUUGUAGGCGGAUCGUUUGUUUUGUUAAACAUAUUGUUGAAUCUUAUUUUCGUUGUCGUUGUUUUCGUUGUUUUUUGAAAUACUCGUGUGCAGUCCGACCUCUUAUAUGCUUUGGUCUUUAUAUGUGUGGCAUUCUGAAAACGGUGAUACACACCCUCUCGCUCUCAGAAACCCCCGAAACAUCUCUGCCAGACGGCUUUUCACCCGGUUCCAGAUGGAGCAUCGGAGCGGGGCCUCCAGGUGUGCGAGGUGUCGAGCUGUUCCCAGAGUCUUCCCGGAUCCAUCUUGUUCUACCAAAAAAAAAAAAACGACAGCAAGGACACGGAGGAGACACACGUUACUGUCUGCUCAACGAAACAAGUAGCAUUAUUUUCCAGUUUGCCGCCACUCUUAGAUGUAAAUAUUCUGGUACUUCCCAAUAUCCAGCACACACACACACACACACACACACACACACACACACACACACACACACACACGCUGGCUAGCUAGCUGUCGCUAAUUGGUAGCUAGCUCAGGAAAGUAAAACAUUCAGCUGUUCUUGUUCACACUCCACUGACAGACGGCGUCACAUGUCAGCCUUUUUUAGCAGUUUACAGAACAAACGGUGGGGGUUUCCAUUGAACUGCUUCUCAGCUGAAAGUGUUAGCGACCCGGAGAGGUCUGUUUCUCAAUGGUGUAUUCUGUUAAAACUGUAUAUUUUUCGUAUUUUUUUUCUGCAAAAGUCUGCACUCCCAUUAGCUAGACAUAUGGCGGGACAGUCGGCCUUUCUAAAAGGUGCCUAAAGCCUGAUCUAGUGCGCGGUUGGGCCCUCGCGUAGAGGCACGCUCGUGUAAAGCAGGGUCGGAGGAAGUGUUGGAGGUUCUGAUGGUUGACUCCAUGUACCAGUAUUCAAAGUCAAAAGAGGAGAUUUUCCUUUUCCUUACAGACCUGGCAUUGCAUACUUUAUUUGUGUGUAUUGUUCUGUUCUGUUCUUUAUUUUUGUGUUACUUUUUUGUUUCUGAAUUUUAUCAGACUGGGCAGCUUUCUUUUAUGACACGAGCUGACUCUUUUUGACUUUAGAAAAACCUAUUGUAGAGAAAAUGUUUUUCUAUAAUAUAAAAAGGAAACUCUGACAUUGAUAUUGGUACUGUCAUUUUUUUCACUUCUGUUUCAGGAAAAAAAAACAAUACAUAUUUUUUAGCUCGCCUCUUGGGUAAUGAUUACUAAGAAAUUCAAAAUUUAAAAAAAUUACCACUCACUUUUAGUGACUUUAAGAUGCCUUUAACCUCUCCAUUCCAUCUCAUCUCUAGAGUUUUCUAUCUUUGUGUAGUAUAUUAAUGCUAUUUUAAACAAAAGGACUACAAAUAUCUAAAAGUCACUUGGCAUUAUUUUCUUUUUUUUUUACUUGUGUGUGUAUAGGAUGACUUCCUUACAUUUAAGAGGCAUGUAAAAAGGAGCUCAGUAUAUUUCUGUCUGUUUAUAUCGCUUCCCUUUUUGUAUCCUUUGUAAUUGUACAUGUUGCGUUGUAUGCUAAGAGAGAGCGCAAAAUAAAGAGAGGAGAGACAGCUGGACACGCGGUGAAGGCGGCCUCCACUCUCUUCUCUGUCCCUGUAUGUAUUUCCAUUUAUUCUGUUUGUUUUUCUUUCUUUCUUAGCAAGUACUUUCAAAGAACUCUGUACAUUUUAACAUAAAAUGAAAAUAAAUUAUGUUGAGCCAUU